This is a messenger RNA of Vigna umbellata (rice bean), 1570 nucleotides long. Lineage: Eukaryota; Viridiplantae; Streptophyta; Magnoliopsida; Fabales; Fabaceae. The record is from RefSeq and is a predicted model, not a curated record.
CAAGUCUAAAAACAACAUGCUUACUUCAAUAUGGGUCUGCUCUUUCUGCUAUACAUACUCCAUCAACAUAUAUACUAGGAAUCAGUAAUUAAUUACGCGUAGAAGUGAGCAUGGAGAUCAAAGUUGUGGAGGAAGGCGUGCAGAAAGGAAUCAGAGAGCCACUGGACCAUCAGUUGGUCCAUGCAAGCAAAGGGCAUCCAUGGAUGCUUUAUUUUUGUACAUUCGUUGCAGUGUGUGGUUCUUACGAAUUUGGUGCUUGUGCUGGAUAUUCAUCUCCCACUCAAGAUGCUAUCAGGAAGGAUUUCAACCUGUCUUUGGCAGAGUACUCCUUGUUUGGCUCAAUCUUGACUUUUGGUGCGAUGGUUGGCGCAAUAACAAGUGGGCCUAUUGCUGAUUUCCUCGGACGAAAAGGAGCAAUGAGAGUGUCAAGUGCUUUCUGUGUUGGGGGCUGGCUUGCUAUUUACUUUUCUGAGGGUCCCGUGCCUCUGGACAUUGGGAGGCUAGCAACAGGAUAUGGAAUGGGAGUUUUUUCAUAUGUGGUUCCUGUCUUUAUAGCAGAAAUAGCACCUAAAGAACUCCGAGGGACACUUACUACCUUAAAUCAGUUCAUGAUCACUGCCGGUGUGUCAGUGGCAUUCACCAUUGGAAAUGUACUUUCGUGGAGAGCUUUAGCUUUAAUUGGCCUAAUUCCCACUUCUGUAUUGCUACUGGGUCUGUUAAUUUCAGAGUCUCCGAUAUGGCUAGAAAAAUCCAGACGUAAAAAAGAUUUUGAGGCAGCACUGCAAAUACUUCGUGACAAAGAUGCUGAUAUAUCAGAGGAGGCAGAGGAAGUUCAGGACUACAUAACUACUUUGGAGCAGCUCCCAAAAUCUAGGCUACUGGAAUUGUUCCACAGAAGAUAUUUGCGCUCAGUCACUAUAGGAAUAGGCCUAAUGGUCUGCCAGCAGUUUGGAGGAAUCAAUGCAAUUUGCUUUUAUGCCAGCAGUAUUUUUGAACUAGCAAGAUUUUCUCCCGCCAUCGGAACUAUAUCAUAUGCUUGCCUUCAGCUUGUUGUCACAGGUAUUGGAGCUGUCUUAAUCGAUAAAACUGGGAGGAAGCCCCUACUUCUAUUAUCCGGAACGGGAGUGGUGGCAGGGUGUACAAUUUUAGCAGUUGCAUUCUAUCUCAAGGUCUACGAUUUGGGUGUUGCAGCUGUCCCAGCACUUGCCGUAAUAGGCAUACUGGUCUACAUAGGAUCAUUCGGAAUAGGAAUGGGAGCAAUUCCAUGGGUUGUGAUGUCCGAGAUAUUUCCUGUCAAUAUUAAAGGGCAAGCUGGAAGUUUGGCCACAUUAACGAACUGGUUUGGUGCAUGGUUAUGUUCCUAUACUUUCAACUUUCUCAUGAGCUGGAGUUCUUAUGGUACCUUCAUUCUUUAUGCAGCAAUUAAUGCAUUGGCUAUAUUAUUUAUAAUUUUUGCGGUGCCAGAAACCAAUGGGAAAAGCUUGGAACAAUUACAAGCAGCAAUUAACUCAUAAGAAGCUUGACUUUUUGUGAUUUGCUGAACAGUGUACGGCAGAAAACGAAGAAGAUC